AUGGGCUUGGGCUUCCCCUUGGCGUGCAAGGACCAAGAUUUGGAUUUGGAUUUCGAGGCAAGUGCAUGGGCUUGGGCUUCCCCUUGGCGUGGCUACCAAGGAGGCCUCGCAAGGCUGACGGACUGUCCGGAGUCUGCUAACGCGUGUGGUGACCUGCGCUCCGCCGAGGGAGCUUGCCUUGGGUGUUUGCAGGGACGAACUGACGGGGGGGCGGCAGGCGAGGCACGAGAUGCAUUGGGUGGCGUGACGGAUUAUAAGGCUGAAGGACUGUGCCAGAGUCUGCUAGCGCAUGUGGUGACGUGCACCUGGCCGAGGGAGCUUGCCUUGGGCGGUGAGCCGGGGACCCACUGCCGAUGCCCUUACGACGUGGUAGUGAACGUUCCCGAGCGUUUGUGGUUGUGGUUUGGUUCGUUUGCCCGAGGCCUUGUAAGUUUGACGGACUGUCCGGAGUCUGCUAGCGCGUCUGGUGACCUGCGCUGGGCCGAGGGAGCUUGCCUUGAGUGUGUUCCUGUACGAACAGACGGGGGGGUGGCGGGCGAUGCACGAGGUGCAUUGGGUGGCGUGACGGUUUAG
This is a messenger RNA of Eimeria mitis, 573 nucleotides long. RefSeq lists its product as uncharacterized. Lineage: Eukaryota; Apicomplexa; Conoidasida; Eucoccidiorida; Eimeriidae. The record is from RefSeq and is a predicted model, not a curated record.